This is a messenger RNA of Pristis pectinata (smalltooth sawfish), 6230 nucleotides long. It is a transcript of the gene wdcp, whose product is annotated as WD repeat and coiled coil containing. Gene Ontology annotation, molecular function: kinase binding. The record is from RefSeq and is a predicted model, not a curated record. The transcript has 4 exons. Lineage: Eukaryota; Metazoa; Chordata; Chondrichthyes; Rhinopristiformes; Pristidae. The coding region runs from base 204 to 2396 and encodes 730 amino acids.
ACAGUUAUCCACCUUCGUCGUGCCCCACCGCAGGGGAAGGUCCAACACACCCUCAUCGGUUGGUGCGGACGUUAUCCGCUCCGUCUGCGCAUGACCGGAAGCGCAGCGGGAGCCGCGGCAGUGCUUCCGGCGAGGCGUCUUGCCGCUGUUGUUGAGGGGGCCGGACAGAGAGAGAGUGAGAGAGGGCGGAAGGAAUUCUGAAGAUGGUCAGCAUGGAGCUUGGAAAAGCGAAAUUGCUGCGAACUGGAAUUAAUGUAUUGCAUCAAGCUCUUCAUCCAAUUCAUGGGAUUGCCUGGACAGAUGGAAAGCAAGUUGCUCUCACUGCUGUUUACCUUGUCAAUGGUGAGGUAAAGUUUGGAGAUAGCAGUGUUAUUGGAAGUUUUGAACAUGUGAAUGGGCUUCAUUGGGGUCCUGUUUGUUAUACAGGAACUCUAGCAUUGCUAGCUGUUCAGCAUAAAAAACAUAUAACUGUAUGGCAGUUACAAAACAGCACAUUAGAACAAAACAAACUAUUGGUUUCCCAAACUUGUGAACUAGGAGAGAUUUUUCCAAUUCUGCAACAAGGCUGUGUGUGGCACCCAAAACAUGAUGCCUUGGUGGUGCUAACAAAAAGGGAUGCCUCGGUAUUGUUUGCGGUGCAGAUUGAUAAUCGUAGAGUUAAAGUGGAGAUCAAAGGUAGUGGCUUGAUUCAUUGUGCAUGUUGGACCACAGAUGGAAAUCGUUUAGUGAUUGCCAUAGGCAGCACCCUUCAUUCUUAUAUUUGGAAUAAUACUCAAAAGACUCUUCAUGCAUGCAAUUUUUGCCCUAUUUUUGAUGUUGGAGGAUAUAUCUGUGCAGUGGAGGCAUGUUUGGACUUACAAGUGGUUGUGACAACUGAACUGCCUCUUGAUAAAAUCUGCGGUCUCAAUGCUGGUCUUGCCUUUGAUGUUACACCCACAUCAGAAACUGGAUCUUUAAUUUCACGACCCACAAUGCUAGCUGUGGAUGAAACCCAUUCUAUGGAUACAAGAAGAAAUUCAAUAGAUUCCUCAAGAUCAUUGAUAGAAGAACCGACAUUUUUAUCAUCUGAUAGUGUAGACUUGACACAUAUUCUAGCAAAUCAUCGAAAGUCUGAUCCUAGCCCCCUUAUUCACCUACGGCGAAAGGAUUGCCUUACUGGAAGUGGUCAUGAUUCUUCACAUCUGAUUCUUGUAACCUUUGAGAGAAAAGUGACAACAACUAGAAAAGUAAGCAUACCUGGGAUUCUGGUCCCUGAUAUAUUAAGUUUUGAUCCUCAUCGAUGUACAAUUGCUGUAUCAUCCAAUACUUGUAACGUGAUAUUACUCUAUUCAGUAACUCCUUCAAGUAUGCCUAAUAUUCAGCAAAUCCAUUUACAAAAGAAUGAACGGCCAAAAGGUAUGUGUUUUCUGACUGAAACACUGUUAUUGAUUUUAGUUGGGAGGCAGAAAUCAAAUGACCCUGCUUUUCUCCCAUCUUCUAAUUCAGAUCGUUAUUUAAUCAGAUUUAUGACUAAAAAGCUCUUGUUAGAUGGUUCUUCAGACAAUCUGAAGAUUGGGCAGCCAGGUAUUAAUAUCUCUGGAAUGAAGAAAUAUUUUGAAAAUUUGUCCAAGGAAGAAGCAGUUACAGGAAAAGAACUAUUAUUGCCAGGGAAUACCACAAUUCAAUUUCCAAGUCAUAAAAAGGGAUUAAUAGAAGAAAUAAGGAACAGCAGUAGUGAACAGAGCUCAGAAGCAAGCACUCCAAAACCAACAGAAGGAGCUGCACUCAAUCAAUCUGCAAUGAUUUUGAAAAACUAUGAUGCAGAACCUGUAAAUAGCUCCAUAACAAUGCAUGGACUUGGACCACUAAAUAGAGAUUUGAGUAGCCCAGUCUUAUUUAAGGAAGAUCAAGAUGGACUAUCAUGUGCAAGAACUUCACUGAACGACAGUGAUAAAGUGAAUGAAGAAAUUAAACAACUAUCUAGAAAAAUGGAAAAAUUACUUGAUAGCUUCAAAGAAAUGAAACAGUGCCUUUCUCAAAUAUCAGAUUGUACAAGAAAUGGAAAGAAGUCAUCAAUGGCCUAUUCAUCUGAUCCUUCAUUUCUAUAUGUCACCUGUCAGAAAAAACUGCAGGAGAAUACAGUUGUGGAUGAAAAACGAGCUUUUCUCCUUUGUGAAGGCAAGCUUCGUCUAAGUACAGUCCAAGAAGUUUUUAACCUUUUUGUUGUUGAAAUGUUUUACGGUUCUAAUUGGAUAGUUCUGACUGCAGAUAAUGACGGAUUUGCUCCAUUAACAUUCAGACCCAAACAGGAAAUUAUGAUUCGUGAUGGGAAGCAAACAAUAGGAUCUCUAGAAUUUCCACCGCCUCCAUCUCCAACCAGCAGUUUUAAUUUGGACAGCCGCAGAAGUACAACAUAACCUUCACUUGUACAAAUGUGAAAUACUAACGAGCUUCUCUUUCAACUCACUUGUUAAUUGUGAUAUUCAUAAAUGAGCAAACACAUAAUAAAGUAUUUGAGUCUAUUUUAAUCAUAUGAACAUACAGAGUAUCAGGUAGUUUUCUUCCUGCUGGGGACUUCAUUAGGAACACUGCACAAGACUAAAUCAUUCAGCUUCUCAAGCUUGUUCCACAAUAUGGUCAAUCAUAGCUUUUUGGUUUCUUAAUCUCAUCUGCCUACCAUUUCUCCAUGUCCUUUUAUAUAUCCUUGGCCAAUAUAUGCUUAUUGAUCUCAACUUUGAAUGUAUUAAUUAAGCCAGCAAGAGGGAGGGAAUUCCAUACUUUAAUCAUCUUUUGAAUAAACAGAUGUUUCCUAGCUCUUCUUCUGAUUUGACUUAGCACUGAUUUUAUGUUUCUUUUUUCCCCAAUUACAGGAUAAGUUUCUCUAUAUCCUAUCAAUUACUUUCAAAAUACUGAAAACUUCCAUGGAAGUGUCCCUUUAUCUCUUUUAUUUCAGCCUGACUCUAGUAUAUUUUAAUGAACAGACUUGGUAUAGCUGUACUAAAACUUAUUAUACUUUAUAUUCUGGAUCUUUAAGGUUUUUGUUUACUAUUUAAUCUGUUGAUCUGAAAUGGAUGACCUCAAAUUUUCUUGAAAUCCAUCUGUCAUACUUUUGCCUUCUCAUUUAAUCCAACAUUGUCUAUAUACACAACUUGGUAUUCAUCAGUUUUUAUGUCAUUAGCAAACUUGGACUUGUAAAUUAUUUAAGUCAUAAUGUAGUGAAUAGUUGCAGAUUCACUAGCCACCUUUCAAAUUCAGUCCAUGCACAUUAUCCCCACUCGCUGUCUGCUGCUUCCUCUUGUAACUAAGUAAUCAUUUGACUUCUGUUCCAUGAUCUUUCAUCUUAGUCUGAUGUAUAAAUCCUUAAUGAAUGCCUUCUGGAUGUCAAUGUAAAUUAAUUCCAUAGGCAUUGUCAGUUGGAGAUUCUGGAUCUGCACCUGAGUAUGCUAGAUUGCGAGGUUAAUUGAAUUAGGUGAAUUGAAGCACAUCCUUUUAAAGGAAGCUGCUAAUUGUUUUCCAUGAAUUUAAGUUAAUUAUCAAGUCAUUCAGUGGAUCUGAGUGCAAACCCAUGAAUAUAUCCUCUUGAAUCUCAUUGGGAAGUUGAUUAGUGCCUCAAUGCCUAACUCUUUCUUGCUGUUGGGAGUUUGGAAUGCUGAAGGUAGUUUUAUAAUCAUUGACUCUAGAUUCAAAUAAAUCUUACUGCAAAACUGAAAUUUAAGGCUGAGACAUAAGAGAGUCUGCAGAUGCUGGAAUCUGGAGCAACACACACAACUAUGGAGGGAAAUAAACUGUCAACGUUUCGGGUCAAGACCCUUCAUCAGGAUUCAUAAAAGAUAAGACUAAAAUUCAUCCUUCCUUCUGGUGUGAUCUUGCCAUGAAUCCUGCAUGAAUGUACAUGAAUGGGCAGAAAACGUUGAGUCCUAGAAACGUUGGGUCCCAUCUGAACUUGAGAACUUUCAUAAAAUAAAGGGAAAAGCUUCUGCCCUCCCCUUAAUGGUUCAGUGGUACAAGAAGAGGCAGGAUGAGGUGCUGAGAUUACCUGUGCCUAGGUUUCUGAGUCUCUAGUAAUAGAUUGAGGCAGGAUUUUCAGCAAGAAUAUCCAGAGAGAGGAGCUGUAACAGUUGCUUGCUUGAUAGAAGUAGGCUCCAUGUGGGAUCUUGCUGAGGAUUGGGUAUCCCCGCCACCCUCCUCUCCCCCACCCAAAGUCCCUUUAUGUCUUGUCACUGAACAGUUUGGAAGGUAUGUCCUGACAGCAUAGCGCCAUUUGAAUUGUAAAAGUCAUGUAUGAAAGAAUCUAAAACCAUAGUGAUAAAAGAAGGUCUGUGAAAAUAAAGUGUUGAUUUUCUUAAGAAUUGUUUCAAGAGAUUUAAUAAACUUUCAUGGUUUUAGGGGACAUAAUCAGUUUUGCAAAACAGUUUCCCUUUUCAUCUUUGAAAAUAGCAUUGCAUUUUGGUUGUUCAGAUUAAUUUGUUCAACUUUGCCUGUACAUUUAACCAGUUUAAAUUCUGUUGAUGCUCAUUAAAUUUCUUACAUGAAUUCUUCAGAUUUUUAAACUGUAACAACUUUGUGGAAUGUACUGUUCAGCUGUUGCUAACACUGUGAGUUUCCUAAACUACUGUAGUUUUAUUUUAAAAUCAGUUGGCUAUUUCAUCCACCUGCAUAACCCUAGGCAACUAUUUCUUGAAAGUGAAACAUCUAAAGAUUGUUCACUUACACAUUGGUCCGCUUGCUAUUUCCUGUCCAUUUAUUGAAUAGACAGAGGAUUAUAUAACUGGCAAAAGCUGAAGCUGAAAAAUUACAGCUCACCUGUAGCAUAUCUAAUUAGUAUGGCUGAUAUUUUUGUAGUAACUGGAUAAUUGGUUUUGAAUCUCCAGAUGGUGUCUCAGUCAGGUAGCAUUGGGCCACAAUAAUCCAUAAACCCAAAUGGGCUACAACGAUUGAAUUCCUAAUUUGUCUAAUUCUGGUAGAACCUGGUUGUAGUGCAUGCAACAAAAGUUUUGUUUAUGAGCAGUUGUGUAUAACAGGGGUAAGGAACAUAACCUAAAUGUCAGGUUCUUUGAUUUAUGUGUAAUGACCUGAAAUAUAGAGGCUGUGAUUGUUGCAGUUUGGUUUUAUCAUUGUCAGAUGAAAUAAGAUUCAUAUGAUUUUAUACCUACUUUCAUUUUUAUUAAAUCAACUACAUUUCUUGGUAUUGCAAUGAGCCAGAAUAUUACAUUAUUUGCAAAAUAUGGUACAUUUAAGUUUCUUUCAGUCAAACAUUGUUUAUAUUAUUCAUAUAAGACCUCAAGCCUUUCUGUAGCACAGAAUAGCCAGCAGCUUCUGAGCUAACUUUAAGUGUUGUAUUUCCCAUCAUUUGUAGUGGUCUUAAUAUUCCUGUGGAUAUUUAGAUAUGUAGAUUCUAUGUGUCCUAUCAGUUUUGUUAGAAAACAAUUCCAGAACAAUAUCCAGUCUAAAGCUAUUGAAGUUAUUCUGACUGCCUUGUGUAAUUUUAUGAGGAAAUGCUACACCAGUGUAGUUGUAGAUUUUAUAAUGUAAUAAUGAAAAGCAGAAUUUGUACCGAAGUUUUCCAUCUACUUUUGACCUAAAGUACUUCUGUGAUCUCACAAGCUGUUUAAGAUCAGCUAAUUUAACAUGUACUUUUGAUGACAAUUGUAGUUUUAAGUGGAGUAGAGAAAAUGUGAUUCUGUGCAGCAAGACUGUGGGAGCUGUCAGCUUGUUUAUCGUUUGAUGCUCUAUUGCUGUUGAUGAUGGCAUGCUAUAUUUGGAUUAGUGUAUACUCCAAAGAAAACUGAGUAUUGAAUAGUUCAGGGUGAUCUAAAAAGACGCCUUAAUGUUGCAUUUGUUUUGUUCCCCUGUCUACCUUGGUGAUGCAGCUAGAAAUUCUAGAGACCAAUAUUAGUUUAUUUUUUGUGUUAAACUGCAGUCAUAAAGAAUGAUGUAAUGGCUAGCAGCAGGGGUGCUUACAACCACCAUUUUAAACCAAAAAUUACAACUAUCUUGGAUCAUUUUGGAUAGAGUGUUACAAUAUUACAAGACAAAAUAUGUUGUUGCUGAAGUAUUUUGGAGCUACGAGAAGAUUGUACUUGGGCUUUUGAAAUAACAGAAUCCAUAUUUGGAAGACUUUUUUAGCUUUUCUUCAUGUUAAUAUAUUUAUUUAAACUGAAGUUACUAUAUUUUGCAUUUCUUAGAUUAUAUUUCUAUUAUUCACAUCUUUUGAGAAAUUAUCUGUAAAAAAUUGUUUUGGAGUAUCUUAG